AACGGAACUAAAAAGGGGUCCAGCUGAACUCUUAUUUAUUGUUCCCCGCCACAGGACCACACACUAACGGGAAAAUCUUCUCUGCUAGAUUGAGAUUAAGUACUGUCAAUAACGCUUAUUCGAUACCCUCAUUCAACCAACUCUUCUUCCAUCAUGGCAAUCUACCCCGGAGGUAAAAGCACCCGCAUUAACUCACCCCGCCAUCUCACACUCCGACACUCCCGACGUAUCGUCGCUACCCGUCAACGAGAAGCUCGCCGGCUCCUUCGUGGGUCUACUGGCGACGAUAGCGAUAGCGGAGAUGAAAUAGACCCGCUUCCACCAGGGCAGGAAAAGCUCAACUCUUUCUGGGCACCCGGAUUGAUAGCCGGUCCAGAAUACCAAAUCAACGUGUCGCAGACGAUAAAGAGCGGGGAUCAAACGUUAACUCUCGAGGCGGAGCAGGACUUCCUCGUUGACGCGCCGCAAUUCUCACUACCAGAAGGGAGCGUGCAUUCGACAUAUCCCCCGGCGGGCUACAGUGACGACCAUCGAAUUUUACCGCAUGUAGUGCUGACAGAUCCACACCUCCCUUGGGAGCGAUUGGGAAGUCCAAAGGCAGGGACAAAUGCCGAGCUGAAGGCGAAGAUGAAGCUCGGGGCAGAACCAGUACGCAACCGCGUGCCGUGGCUUGUGGUUUUUUCCUUCUCCCAAGACGAAUUGCGUGUUCCGCCGGAGGAUCUUGAAUCGAUUUUCCACAAAACCGGGGUUAAGCAGUCUUCCACGAUGACGGUGAACAUGAGCAUCGAGGAUCUUUGGAACUUGUCAAAUGAUGUCACGACUCCUGUUACAGACAACUUGGGACCGGACAUCAAGGACAGCCGCGGCGACUUUAUUUUUGUGAAAUCGGAGCUGUUCACCAGUCUGUUCUCGACUUUCGACGACAAUGGCAAAAGAAAUGAGACCAGCGGGCCAAACACGACUCAGUAUCAGUACCUGGCACACGUACGAAAGAUUAACGGCUCGGGAAUGGCGCUUGCGGGGGUCGAGGACACGGCUGUCUUCAGUGUCGUAGUGGGCAACCGAUCAGGCCCGCUUGACAGUGCCACACCUACAACCAUGUGCGUGCACUUGGUAUCGAUUGAGGGUGUGGAGGACAUGGCCAUCCCUGUCAGCCAAAAGUAUGUGGCGCUCUGUUCGCUGCAUAGUUGGAACUACACCGUCUUGCCGCCUAACACUCUGAAUGUGCCGGACGCGUUUGAGCAUCUUGGCAAGACGCUGAACGUGCUGCGUGCUCCGGAAAGCAUCAUCGAACCUCUGCGCAAAUCGGAAGAUGACGUACCCAAGCGCGUGGUCAGUCGUCUCGAAGAUGGUUAUACUUUGACCAAAUACCGAACGCAAACAGGCGAAGCAACUGUUGGAAUGUACAGAGGUCCCCUUACGCCUACGUAUGUGCCACCGCUAGAAGCCUUGAGUAACUGUUCCAAUUCGGGAGUGGAUCUACAAAUUCUCGACAAAGAGACGGGUAUCAUGGAUCUCACUUACUCGGUCGCCUGGAAUGUUGGUCGCACCAUGGCUCUCGGAGACGAAGCUUUCACUGCUGCACUCGUCCGCCUUAGGAAUACCAUUCAUACAUCUGCCGUUGGUGCUGCUAAGCUCCAGACAAUCAAAAAGAUCAAUGAGUCUGGUUUCCGCACUAGGAAAGAGCUCCUUGAAGAUCUCCCCGACGUGAUGAAGAGUCUUGCGGCCAUCCAUGUCAAUGGGAAAAAUACUGAUGGCGAGAAAAAUGACGGCGACGACCCAACACCGCCCGAAGUGGACCAGCCACCGUUUUCCCCCGGCGGCCCAAGGAAGCGAUGGUUCCGUCAGAAGCUCGGCCGCAGUGCCAUUCCUAAUCUUUCAUAUUCUUCACCACAUAUCGCGGACAAGUAUCCAGCCGAGGCGUUGAAAUCAGCACGCUCCCUUGCAAGCAGCACAUCAGGCACAUUGUAUGAUGAGACAAAUGACCCACAAUCGACAGACUGGAUGAUAGUGCAGUCAUGGUUGGUCGACCGUAUGUUUCUAGCAGGAGUGCCUGCACACUGCUUAAUAGCAGACCCUACUCAUCUGGAGCCCGAAACCUUGCGCUUUUUCUCCAUCGAUAGGAACUGGAUUGAUGCUCUCCUUGACGGUGCAUUAUCCUUGGGUAACCAUUCAGGUGAUGACAAAGAUCGUGUGGCCAUCAAACACAUGCUCAACGAUUACAUCAACCACAAGCCUGAAGAACUCGACCAUCGUGUCCAAAUACCUACUUAUGGCUUCUACCUACGCUCGGACCUGGUUACUAUGUUUCCUGACUUACGGGUUGAGGUUCUACCAGAUGAUGCGGCGCUAAGUGCGGCCGGAGAAGAGGCUCCUGCUGGUGCUCCACUACUGCGCCAUGAGAUUGUGACGGACGGUGUGAUGAUGGGCUUCAUGGACCGCGUGCCUGGGUCAGCUCAGUUUGCCAGUCUUGUCUUCACGCAACCUGCACAUCAGCAGCGAUUCGCCGUAGCUCGGGGACUUGACGCUACGGAGGUCAAGGUCGAUAUCCGGCGGCAGUAUACAGUGGACCAGGCUACCAGAGAAACAGACAAAGAUAGGCAUAAAGCCUUGAAAGAGCUUGGACCUGAUGAUGCAAAGAACAUUUUCAUUUGGGGUUCCGAGCCAGGCAAAGGACUGAGUGAUCUUCGGAUACUUCGUCUUCCACAAUUCGCGGACCUGCAGCUGCAGACUUUGAGAGAAGGAAUGGGAUCUCACGAUGGAAAGCCGUAUUUCGACGACAACACUGCUACGUCGGCGUUAUUUUCCAUGCAGCUGAACGACCCCAUCUACAACCUAACCAUUUGCGUCAAGGAAAAGCUGUCGUCCAAGGAUGUUGCCGGUCUAACGCCUCCUGGGGCCAGUAGCUCUGAGAUCAGGACGCUAAAACAGCUGGGGACAGCGCUGGUAAACAAUUUUGCCAAAGAACCAGAGAGUAAGGACACUCUCUCCCCUUGGGACAAGUCGGACGAAUACGAUGGAACAGCGACGUUCCGACGUCAUAAAGACUACACUCCCACUUCCAAGGCUCUUGCUAGAAACCUUGCCCCACAUAUUCGCACUCUCAAAGUCCUUUCCGAGGCUUCUUCGAAUGUCACCCAAAACUCUGCGAGCUUCCCCAACGUACGCAGCGUAGCGUCGCCACCAAAGUACAACAUCCGUGUCGGCAGUAACGAUGCCAAGAAUUUUGAUGCAAUUAUGCUGGAGCGCGGAAACCUGGCGCAGGAUUUAAUCUUCUCGAUUGUGCUGGACCAAAACCCCGUCAACCAGUACAGGCUGGUUGAGCUGGAUCUGCAAAUCGCACUGCCAUCGGCCGACGCUACAUAUAAUACGGACGAGUUCCUGAUGUCGAACUACACAGGUCCCGGCGCUCACAUGCUCACCAACUUGCGUUUCAACGUUCUGCCUGCGAUAGUGAAAGACGAGACCACGGAACAGACAUCGUUGCGCUUGCGUCUUCUCCCCCGAUCUGCCAAAGGCUGGGUUGACGUGACCAAGGUGAGCGAGCUUAGCUUCUUGCUUGGUCUGGCUUCCCUCAACGCCCCGACAACGCAAGUGAACCAGUUGGAGAUUCAGUCAUGGGCAGAUUACUGUAUUGAUCCGGAUAAUCCGAAGAUGGAGCCGGACAACACUUAUCGGGUUUAUAAUCCGAAUACGUUGGUGACGGUGGUGAAAAAUGAUAUCAUCUUCUUAUAACUACUUGCCGGAUUUCGAGACAACUAUUGGUCUUCGCUUGAUG
Aplosporella prunicola CBS 121167 is the source of this 3778-nucleotide messenger RNA. RefSeq lists its product as uncharacterized. The transcript is spliced from 3 exons. The coding region runs from base 154 to 3735 and encodes 1193 amino acids. The record is from RefSeq and is a predicted model, not a curated record. Lineage: Eukaryota; Fungi; Ascomycota; Dothideomycetes; Botryosphaeriales; Aplosporellaceae.